This is a messenger RNA of Sugiyamaella lignohabitans, 429 nucleotides long. It is a transcript of the gene SFM1, whose product is annotated as Sfm1p. Gene Ontology annotation, molecular function: protein-arginine omega-N monomethyltransferase activity. Gene Ontology annotation, biological process: peptidyl-arginine methylation. The transcript has a single exon. Bases 1 to 429 code for a protein of 142 amino acids. The record is from RefSeq and is a predicted model, not a curated record. Lineage: Eukaryota; Fungi; Ascomycota; Dipodascomycetes; Dipodascales; Trichomonascaceae.
AUGGAAGAAGGAUUCUCUGAGUGGACUCGUCUUGAGUACCUCGCAAUUGCCAGAGAUAUUGGCGGAGAAAAUCUGUUCCUCACCUCUAUCGCCCAGUCGGUCGAAGUACCUCAAGAGUUAAUUGCCGCAGGUAUUCAAUGGACGCAUCACGAUAUUACGAAAUUUGCCAAUAUUGACCCAGCUUUCACUGCCGAAAGAGUGUGUUUGCUUGAUCCAGCCGCUACUCAAGAAUUGGUUCCCGAGGAUAAUGAAAAAUUCGAUUACUUCCUGUUUGGAGGAAUUCUAGGAGACCAUCCUCCACGAGACAGAACUGGUGAACUAAGGAAGCAUGGUUAUGUUGGUCGUCACCUCGGCAAGACCCAAAUGACCACCGAUACUGCCGUCCGAGUGACCAAUAUUGUUCUCAGCGAGCAAAGUACGUAUUUAUGA